AUGGCGUGUCGCGGCGGCUGCUGCUCCAGCGCGGGUCGCCUGAACGCGGACAACGCGCGGUUCCUCCUGCUGGCGGUGCUGAUCGUGCUGUACAUGCUGUGCGGCGCCGCCGUCUUCUCGGCCAUCGAGCUGCCCACGGAGCGGGAGGCCAAGGAGCGCUGGGAGGAGCGGCUGGAGAACUUCACCCGGCGCCACAACCUCAGCCGCGCCGAGCUCCGGCACUUCCUCCGGGAGUACGAGGAGGCCAGCGUGGCCGGCAUCCGCGUCGAUGACAUCCGGCCCCGAUGGGAUUUCACCGGCGCUUUCUACUUCGUGGGCACCGUCGUUUCCACUAUCGGGUUUGGCAUGACCACCCCAGCCACCGUUGGAGGCAAAAUUUUUCUGAUAUUUUAUGGCCUUAUAGGAUGUGCAGGGACCAUUUUGUUCUUUAACCUGUUCCUGGAACGCUUGAUCACUGUCAUAGCCUACAUCAUGAAGUCCUGCCACGAAAGACAGCUGAGGAGGAAAGGGGUCCUCCCUCACAACAGCCGGCGGGGCUCGGGGACCUCUGAGGUGGACAGCCUGGCGGGCUGGAAGCCCUCUGUGUACUAUGUCAUGCUGAUUUUAUGUGUAGCAUCACUCAUCAUUUCCUGCUGUGCCUCUGCAAUGUACACACCGAUUGAAGGGUGGAGUUACUUUGAUUCACUUUACUUCUGUUUCGUGGCCUUCAGCACCAUCGGUUUCGGUGAUCUGGUCAGUAGCCAGAACAUCAAGUAUGAGAGCCAAGGCCUUUACCGCUUUGGCAAUUUUGUCUUCAUACUCAUGGGUGUGUGCUGCAUCUAUUCCUUAUUUAAUGUGAUCUCUAUUGUCAUCAAACAAUCCAUAAACUGGAUAUUAAAGAAGCUGGAAUGCAGGUGCUGCCACAGAUGCCAAAGAAAAUUAUUCCGUUCACGGAGGAACGUAGUAAUGCCGGGAAAUGUGCGCAGCCGGAGAAACAUCUCCAUUGAGACUGAUGUUGUCAAUGAGAGUGACACAGAUGGACGGCGGCUGUCAGGCGAGAUGAUCUCCAUGAAAGACUUCCUGGCCUCCAAUAAAGUCUCACUGGCCAUCAUGCAGAAACAGCUGUCGGAAACUGCUAAUGGCUAUCCCAGGCAAAUGAGCUCUAAUUCAAAGCAAAAUGGAUUCUCUGGUGGGGUUGGAGCCCUAGCAAUUAUGAAUAACAGACUGGCAGAGACAAGUGUGGAUAGGUAA
Messenger RNA from Gymnogyps californianus (California condor), 1230 nucleotides. It is a transcript of the gene KCNK13, whose product is annotated as potassium two pore domain channel subfamily K member 13. Gene Ontology annotation, biological process: stabilization of membrane potential; potassium ion transmembrane transport. Gene Ontology annotation, molecular function: potassium ion leak channel activity. Gene Ontology annotation, cellular component: membrane. Bases 1 to 1230 code for a protein of 409 amino acids. Lineage: Eukaryota; Metazoa; Chordata; Aves; Accipitriformes; Cathartidae. The transcript has 2 exons. The record is from RefSeq and is a predicted model, not a curated record.